GAAAUGCACAGUGAAACCUUGAUAGCUGAUCCACUCAAAAGUUUUAAGGAGAGGAAGGAAAAAUGUCGACUAAAAAAGGACACACGCAUGCCAUCAGCUCACCUUCCUAUCAAGACGCCCACUAAUUUUUCAGCCAAAAAUCGAAAUGCCUUAACCAUGAUCACCUGGGAUGAUUUUCAAGGGCUGAAUGUUAAGAUGAGAUACCAUGACGGACGAAUUCAAGUGGAUGAAGCUGGCUAUUACUAUGUAUAUGCCAAGACCUGCUUUCGAUACGCUGAGGAACACGACUCGAGCAAAGAGGACGUCAGCAAUGUACAGUUGCUUCAAUACAUUUAUCACGAGAAGCACACACAGUCUGUAAUUACACCUAUUCUCCUUACAAAAAGCGGCGGCACUCUGCAGUGGAACAUCGCGAAGUACAACAUGUACUGCGUGGAGCAGGGCAGAGGCAUCCAACUGAAUAAUAACGAUGGUAUUUUUGUCAAUGUAUCCAAUGCAUGGCUACUGGACCCAGCAGCUGACGGGACGUAUUUUGGAACUUUUAAGAUAAGCAAUUGAUUUGCAUCAUUUUUGCUACUGAACAUGUUAAUGCACAUUUUGCAACCUUACGAACUUUUUUUUAAAGUGACCAUGAACCACUGAGCACUUGUUUUUGAUCACUGACUUUUGAAGUUUUGUUCAAUAUAGAUGACUUUUAAGAGCACGUUAUAACUUUGCACACUUCUCAAUUGUGCCAUUGAAGCUCUUAAGUACCAGCACUAGAAAACCAAGAAUGGAC
Sinocyclocheilus grahami is the source of this 778-nucleotide messenger RNA. RefSeq names its product tumor necrosis factor ligand superfamily member 10-like. Gene Ontology annotation, cellular component: membrane. The record is from RefSeq and is a predicted model, not a curated record. Lineage: Eukaryota; Metazoa; Chordata; Actinopteri; Cypriniformes; Cyprinidae. Gene Ontology annotation, biological process: immune response. The annotation marks the transcript as partial. The transcript has 2 exons. Gene Ontology annotation, molecular function: tumor necrosis factor receptor binding.